AAAGUGAAUCAGUCAUACGUAUACAUAUAUCCACUCUUUUUUAGAUUCCCUUCCCAUUUAGGUCACCACAGACCACUGAGUAGAGUUCCCUGUGCUAUACACUGGGUUCUCAUUAGUUAUCUAUUUUAUACAUAGUGGUGUAUAUAUGUCAAUCCCAAUCUCCCAGUUCACCCCCCUCCCCCAUUUUGAUUUUAAAUGCGUUCUUUUCUUUAAUGGUUAACGCAGCUGUACAGUGUACAUUUGACAGGCCAUAAGGCAGGCUGUUCUGGUUAGCAUAAAGUUCAAGUCAAAUCAUGUAUCAGCCAGAAGGACUUCCCCAUACCUCAACAUAUGAAAAUUUCUUCCAUCAUAACUUACAUCUCGAUAUAGAAAAAUAAAAUUAAAAGGAAAAACAAAGAAUGGUGGCCUCUCCAUGACAGAUGGGGAAACUGAGUCACCAGGGAAUGGUGUCACACAAUGUUUUUCAGAUUUCCCUGGAGAAGGGACUUCCCUGGCGGACCGGCGGUUAGGACUCGGUGCUUUCCCUGCCUUGGACCUGGGUUCAAUCCCUGGUCGGGGAGCUAAGAUCCCACAAGCCUCUCGACCAGAAUUGGAAUCCUACUGUUUCUAAGCUGCCUCAUUAACAUCUUGUGUUUGCUAUGAAAUCCGCAUGGAAUGCCUAAUCCUUCUAGACAGUCUGUACUGAGGCAAGAAGGGGCUCUUCAUGACUUUACAGGGCUCCGUGCGGGUGGGAGCUCGGAAGCCCAGCCUUCUGGUUUGUCCUUGCUAGCAUCUACAGCUAGCCUUGAGGGCUGUUUCACACUCAGGCAACUCUUUCCCUAAACUUCUUUUAGCUUCCAUCCUGUAACUCUCGAGGGCCAUAGAACAAUUUCCCCAUAAUGAAGAUAUUAGAGUUUUUUUGUUUGUUUGUUUGCACAGCGCAGCAAGCGGGAUCUUAGUCCCCCGACCAGGGAAGCACGGAGUCUUAACCACUGGACCGCCAGGGAAGUCCAAAAUGAAGAGAAGUGAGGCGGGCAGACACCCGGAACCGUUGUUCGCGGGUGUUUGUUUCCAGCCGGGGCGGAUUUCUGGGGCCGCGUCUGGCCGAGAUGGAGGCAGGAGUGGGAGCCGUCUCCGGGCUCUCCGAGUCCAUCACCCCGCGCGUCGGACAUCCUGGGGCCGCCCCUCGAGCCGCUUCCCACCGCGCUCGGACCCGAGAGACCUCCGCACCGCGAGCCGGCGCCGGGAGCUGUGUGAUGUAGACCAAGUCGUUGCCCCUCCCAGUGCCUGGGAGCCAGUCGGAGCCCAGUUUCCGCCCAGCUGUGCUGUGUGAGCCUUUGCAAGCGGCGUAACCUCUCUGAACCCUGGUUGUCAGCUCCGAAGUGGUGAACGGUUGUCUGCGUGGAAGAUUUGACAAAAGAGCACGGGCACGGUCUGGCUUAUUUCUGUGUCGCCCCAUUUCCACCCACCACCCUCACCCUUUACUCAAUAAACAUUCCGCACUCCA
Messenger RNA from Physeter macrocephalus (sperm whale), 1486 nucleotides. RefSeq lists its product as uncharacterized. The record is from RefSeq and is a predicted model, not a curated record. The transcript is spliced from 3 exons. The coding region runs from base 995 to 1312 and encodes 105 amino acids. Lineage: Eukaryota; Metazoa; Chordata; Mammalia; Artiodactyla; Physeteridae.